Molecule: messenger RNA, 182 nt
Organism: Prorocentrum cordatum
Lineage: Eukaryota; Dinophyceae; Prorocentrales; Prorocentraceae
Source: the annotation of a GenBank genome assembly
GAGAUGAAGAUCGGCAUGGCGAAUUUCGGCGUGUCCGCGAAGAUGUGGGAGUUGGACGCCAUCAUGAGGGCGUUCGACGAGGACGGCAACGGCUCGGUCGACUAUGAGGAGUUCGCGGAGAUGCUGGAGACGCGCGCCAAGGCUUCCGAGCCGAUGGACCAACGGAGAUCGUUCCUGAGAAG